This is a messenger RNA of Scaptodrosophila lebanonensis, 944 nucleotides long. It is a transcript of the gene Brms1, whose product is annotated as breast cancer metastasis-suppressor 1-like protein-A. Lineage: Eukaryota; Metazoa; Arthropoda; Insecta; Diptera; Drosophilidae. The record is from RefSeq and is a predicted model, not a curated record. Gene Ontology annotation, cellular component: Sin3-type complex. The transcript is spliced from 3 exons. Gene Ontology annotation, biological process: negative regulation of transcription by RNA polymerase II. The coding region runs from base 153 to 944 and encodes 263 amino acids. Gene Ontology annotation, molecular function: histone deacetylase binding.
UAUUUUCGCAGCGCUUUAUUUUUAAAAAGUUCUACGUGAUUAAAAAAAUAGGCGUUUGUUAAAAUCUUCAACGAUAUAAUACACUCUCCAACCAAAACUGUUCAGACUUGAGUUUCCGCAACACUUGCUUUGUACUCUCACAACCGCACAAAAUGCCCGUAAAAAAUGGCGAAUCGGAUGCAGAGGGCGACGUCUCUGGGGCCGAGUCAGAGCACUCGAAUUCCAGCCAGGCACAUGACACUUCCGACGAGGAGGAGGCCAAUGAAUGCGAUUCCGAUGACUCCUCGGAAAUGGACGCCUCCGAAAUCGAGCGACGGCGUUCCGAAUUCAUCGAAGAUUUGGCAUGCUUGGAACGGCAAUUUGGCCAUUUGCGUGAGCAAUAUUAUUGCGAACGCAUAAAUCUCAUUGAGCGCCAGUUGGCUGAAGUGCAUUCUGGGGCGUCUGAGGAGUUUGUGCAGCCACAAAAAGAAGUAGACAAAGUCUAUCGCACUCGCAUUGAAGUCGCAGAUGUACUGCGGAAAUUUCGCUUGCAGAACAUCGAACACAAAUACCUUUCUGAAGAGCAGGCAGCAUCACAGCACUUUGAGAGCGAAAAGCGAAUGGCUAUGGACAAUUUACGCGAGGAUCUGAUAGAACGUAUUCGCCGUCUCGAAGAAGAUCGCCAUAAUGUGGAUAUUUCUUGGGCCGACUGGGGAACUGACAAACGACAGAGCAAAGUACGGGGUCCGGGUCGCAAGAAGGCGGUCACCGUUACCGGACCGUAUGUUGUGUAUAUGCUGCGUGAAGAGGACAUUAUGGAGGACUGGACGAUCAUACGAAAGGCACUCAAGCGGUCAUCAACGGCUGCGGCGACGGCAGGCGGCGCAACGGCCACAGCUGGAGGCGUAUCCGGUCUGGUAGGAUUGGGCAUGCCGCCGACAGCUGUGGCCGGCGCAAGUGGAUAA